CACGGCUGGAUCCCGGAACGAACACUUGAUUAAAGACGGCAUAGACAGGCACUAUCACAACCAAAAAAGACAACAGUAUCGAUUCAUUAUCACCCAAGUCUUUUGUUCAAGAAUCGGCCUACCAUGACGUUCAAUCUCUUUGCGAAGGAGAGCGUGAUGUUCCCGUCGCAAGGUGCACUACGCGCCAUUACCAUUAUCGAACGAAUUGGAUCUGUCUUCUCACUAUUAGGAUGCAUCUUCAUUAUCAUUACAUUCACAACUUCGAGUGCCUUCCGAAAGCCCAUUAACCGGCUUGUAUUCUACGCCUCCUUCGGCAACAUGGCAGUAAAUGUCGGGACCCUCAUAGCCAGGUCUUAUGUUGAAGAUGAAAACUCAACUGGGUGCCAAGUCCAGGCUUUCUUGAUCCAACAAUUCCUGCCUUCCGACGCUCUGUGGGCAUUCGCUAUGGCCUUCAAUGUCUAUCUGACUUUUUACUUCAAAUUCGACGCCGAAAAAUUGAAGAGAAUAGAAACGUGGUACCUCUUGAUUUGCUAUGGCUUGCCGUUUCCACCAGCCCUAGCUUACAUCUUUAUACAUACCCAGGAGAAGGGAAGGGUUUAUGGCGACGCGAUUCUAUGGUGCUGGGUAAAUUCCAAUUGGGAUGUCUUGAGAGUUGCCACCUUCUAUGCACCCAUUUGGGUUAUUAUCUUGGCUACAUUUUUCAUCUAUAUUCGAUGCGGCAGCGAGAUUUACAGGAAGCGCAGGUUAUUGCGGAAAGCAGACAGCAGCAGUCAUGGUGGACAUGACUUUGAGUUAAGCAAGUUGGAAGAGGCCUCCCCACCGAAGACAACGGUAACAACCGAGAUCCGUGUCACAUCCGAGGUUGCGUCCCAGGGCAGCGAGCAGACAGAGGCCGAUCUUCGAGAUGCUGAAGCCAAGGGUCCUGGUGCUUACUCUAUCAUGAUUUCAUCUGGCUGCCGAGCACCCCCUGCUCCCACUGUCGUAUCAGCGAAUCCAUCCCAAAGCAAGCCAAAACGGAAGAAGAACAGCAACGACGCGGCUUGGGCAUACACGAAGUGCGCUAUCCUCUUCUUCACCGCUCUCCUCGUAACAUGGAUCCCGUCAUCAGCAAACCGGGUGUUCAGUCUUGUUCACACAGGUGAGACUGUGGUGGCAUUGGAGAUUCUGAGUGCCAUCGUCCUUCCCCUCCAAGGGUUUUGGAACGCUAUCAUAUACUGUGUCACAUCUUGGUCCGCCGUCAAGUUGUUUUUCUCGGAAGUUCUACACCGUACAAGACACGGCGAUUCGCCUUCUAACUUUGUAUCGCAACAGAGAGACCGGCACGACCUUAACUUCAGCUUCAGGGGACGGAGUAACAAGGGAUCUGAGGACUCCGACAGCAUGAAGGAACUUGCAGGAAACGCGAUCCCGAUGUCAAAAUCAUCAUGAAAACGAUAGUGAUCAUCUAGCUUACAUUAAAAUAAUCAAUAAUAUAUUUCUUACUUGAUAGCUACAAGCCUGCCUAUUUGUCACUUCCUCUGUUGACCUACGAUACUGGGUUUAGGUACAUAUUCGAUUUAUAUAGUUCACCUC
Messenger RNA from Xylaria bambusicola, 1572 nucleotides. Its product is annotated as G-protein coupled receptor. The record is from RefSeq and is a predicted model, not a curated record. Gene Ontology annotation, molecular function: G protein-coupled receptor activity. Gene Ontology annotation, cellular component: plasma membrane. Lineage: Eukaryota; Fungi; Ascomycota; Sordariomycetes; Xylariales; Xylariaceae. Gene Ontology annotation, biological process: cell surface receptor signaling pathway; adenylate cyclase-activating G protein-coupled receptor signaling pathway. The transcript has 3 exons. The coding region runs from base 124 to 1428 and encodes 434 amino acids.